Physcomitrium patens is the source of this 2147-nucleotide messenger RNA. The record is from RefSeq and is a predicted model, not a curated record. NCBI's taxonomy places the organism in Eukaryota, Viridiplantae, Streptophyta, Bryopsida, Funariales, Funariaceae.
CCUUCGUUGGACUGGUGAUGAUGCACAGACACUCACACAUACACACUGACUGGCUGACUGACUGACUGGCUGAUUGAUUAACUGACAAGUUGCUGCGGCGUGUUUCUAAGUUGGGCACAGUCACCCGCUCUCUGAUCGCCGCACUGGCAUCACAAUCACUUUAGUCUCAACCACUGCUGGUGGAUGUGUGACACUGUGAGCGAUCUUGUUUUGGUUUCCGUGAAUUGAAUGAGCUAUUCUCUUUUGAAGUGUUGAUUCGGCGCACCGGGAAGGCAACUUGUGCUAAGUAAUUUAGUUUUGCGAAAGGGAGAGGUUUCAUUGGUAGAGGCAGAUGUGGGUGUUUUCCUGGUUGCCAACUGCUCUGCUGUGGUUGUUUCCGUCUGUGCGGUGGUAAUGGGGGUGCGAGUUAGAUCUAGUAAAGAUACAUCCUCCUUCGUAUUGAACAGCGACCUCGGUCUUUGGCAUCCCCGGAAUCAGUGGAAGGGUGGCUAGAGGCCAUGGUUGCUACUGGUCAUUAGCAUGGUGAAAGUUCAAUAGCAAUUUGAUAAUAUUUAACGCAAUUGGCUGUAACUGGUAGAGGUAGACUAGAAGUCGGAUUGAGCUUGGACCGUGACCUCAAUUCUUACCAUUGCAAUGAUAUGUUUAGUUCUUCAUCUUCUGUUGCGGAAGCUUGUAGGUUAGAGUGUGAAUUUCUAGAAACCAGCUGCUUUAAAAGCGCGUUUGUUUGCAAACACAUAGUCAAUUUUUUUAUUUUACUGGGACCUUGAAUCGCAGAGUCAAGCAGGAAUUUCUUUUUGCUUACUGCAAUGCGGCGGCCGUUCACCCAAGUAAAAUAAUAAAGUGCACCAUGUAGUGAUGAUUGAUUUGCCAUCUGAGUGGAAAGUGAUAUCUUAGGUCAGGUUGAGGUUGCGGAGUUCAUCCGAUGAUGUGGAGGUGACCCGUAAUUUCCGACGCUUGAAAAUUAGCUUGGUCUUACGGCAUGGAAGAAAUCAAUAUCCGCAUGCCCCCAGCUCCAGCGCCCCUCUUUUCUGAAGAUAGAACAUCAACUGCAGCCUGCAGUAAAAGAUCUCUAGACAUGGAGCAUAAUGGUCAAGCUCCUAUCGUUCAUGCGCAAGAUGUUAAUCCUUCACGAUUCAGCACUUUCACAUCAUCGCUCAGGCCACGCACUUCGCUAGUACGAAAGUUGAUAGCCGAGGUGAUCAGUACCUUCAUUCUCGUUUUCAUGGGAUGCGGUGCGGCUAUGGUGAACGUCAUUAGCAAUGGCAAAGUGACUCCUGUGGGGAUAUCCCUUUCUUUCGGACUUGUUGUCACAAUAAUGAUCUAUGCGGUCGGCCAUGUUUCGGGUGCUCAUAUGAAUCCCGCCGUAACGCUUGCGUUUGCUGUCGCGAAACACUUCUCCUGGUCCCAGGUUCCACUGUACAUAGCAGCACAGUGUAGCGGAGCCUUCACGGCGUCGUUCUUGUUACGGUGGAUUCUCCAUCCAGCCGCCUCCGAAGGCGCUACGUUACCUGCGGGCAGUGAUUUUCAAUCGUUUCUGAUAGAGAUAGUCAUCACCUUUAUUUUGAUGUUCGUCAUUGCUGCCGUCGCCACGGACACUCGAGCAUGUGGAGAAUUAGCUGGAAUCGCUAUUGGCUCAGCCGUCGCGUUGAAUGCUCUCAUGGCCGGCCCAAUAUCGGGGGCAUCAAUGAAUCCAGCGAGGUCGCUGGGUCCGGCAAUAGCUUCUGGGAACUACAGCUCCAUCUGGGUAUAUUUGGUCGGUCCCAUAAUUGGCUCCGUCAUGGGUAUGCUGGCAUACAAUUGCAUUCGUCUUCCAGAUAAGCAAAUGCAAUGCACCUGCGACAAAGCACCAAAAAGCUUCCAUCGCUGACAUCUUCCCGAAGGCAAACCUCACCAUUUGUCUGAGAACGGAAACAGUGCACGGCCCACACCGAUGGCAGAUUAAGAUGUUGCCGAUGUCUUGCUCCAAUUCGUAGUUUGUACUGCGCUGUGUAAGUUUGUUUGUUUUGCGGAAUAGUUAAAUCUGCUAUGGAAAUUAUCUAACUAUUAUUGAUUUUAUCAUGUCCUACUGAUGUUAAUGCUAGUUUUACCUUGUCAUUUAUGUCGCAAAGAAUAAAAUCUGAUCAUGGGAAUCCUAUGUUUGUUUCUCA